GCAGCCUGGUUUUACGAAUAUGCAGGUUCAGAUGACAUUGUCGGACCGGAGAGCAUGGAGAAGUUCUGCGAGGACAUCGGAGUAGAGCCUGAAAAUAUUGUAAUGUUAGUUUUAGCCUGGAAACUUGAAGCAACAAAUAUGGGAUUUUUCACAAAAGAAGAGUGGCUGAAAGGAAUGACGUCACUACAUUGCGACUGCACAGAGAGAUUACAAGGCAAACUGGAUUAUAUGCGCUCUCAGCUGAAUGACCCGGUUAUAUUCAAGAGCAUUUACAGAUACGCCUUCGACUUUGCCAGGGAUAAAGAUCAGCGCAGUCUUGAUAUGGACACUGCAAAAUCCAUGUUGGCACUUCUUCUUGGAAGGACGUGGCCUCUGUUCCCAGUGUUUAAUCAAUUUCUGGAGCAAUCAAAGUAUAAAGUCAUGAAUAAGGACCAGUGGUACAACGUCCUCGAGUUCAGCCGCACAGUUAACACAGACCUGAGCAACUAUGAUGAAGACGGAGCCUGGCCAGUGAUGCUGGAUGAGUUUGUGGAGUGGCAUAAAGCCAGAAUUGCAUUAUAGCACAAGCAGACGCUGAGUUCAGAGUUUUUGUUGGUUUUCGGUGUGCCCCAGACGAUGGCAUACCUCUCGAGGACUGCUUCAACAUGUCUUACAUCACUACCCAGAGACUCUUACAGUGUUACUUUAAAAAGAAAUGGCACAGAGGAAUCACAAGACAAAAGGGGAAAUAUUUUUCAUAUGUACUGAAUUUGUUGCUACAGUUAUAUUGCCAGUGUUAUAUGAAUUUUCUGAAAAGGGGGAACGGUCUGUUUGUAAUUUCCUUUCAUUUUUUUUCCUCUCCAAGUUUUACUUUGUUUAUAGUGUUUUGAAAAGGAAAUAAAUAAAGCAGUUGUAAAUUAAUUAAUCUUCUAGACUUUACUGGCUUGGCAUUCAGCACUGUUGGAGCAAUAAAGUGUUUUUCAUCUAAAU
Molecule: messenger RNA, 969 nt
Organism: Sinocyclocheilus rhinocerous
Lineage: Eukaryota; Metazoa; Chordata; Actinopteri; Cypriniformes; Cyprinidae
Product: DCN1-like protein 5
Exons: 7
Biological process (GO): protein neddylation
Cellular component (GO): ubiquitin ligase complex
Molecular function (GO): ubiquitin-like protein binding; cullin family protein binding; ubiquitin conjugating enzyme binding
Source: RefSeq, a predicted model, not a curated record